Penaeus monodon (black tiger shrimp) is the source of this 1481-nucleotide messenger RNA. RefSeq lists its product as uncharacterized. The transcript is spliced from 7 exons. Bases 354 to 1481 code for a protein of 375 amino acids. NCBI's taxonomy places the organism in Eukaryota, Metazoa, Arthropoda, Malacostraca, Decapoda, Penaeidae. The record is from RefSeq and is a predicted model, not a curated record.
AUGAACUAUCCCACAUUUAAGAGACGCGCACACACCGGCGCAUCCAGGGAAUUAAUUCAAUAAUUCCAACGCUAAUCAUCGCCUGACGGUUCAAUCGCGCCUCGAGCUAACCACUCUCACGUGAGGGACGGAGCGAGACCGGCCCGGGAGCGUGACUGUCGCCGUCGAUGGAAAUUGGAUCUUCAAGGCCGCGUGCUUCUUCUGCUCAUUGUUUUCUUUGAGGCAACCUUACGUCUGGUAGCAUCUGGGACUUAUUACUCAGUCGUACAAGUGACAAGAUAAUUUCCACAGGACCGACUGUUUUCUAGCUAGACUUUCCGAAGUGAUAUUCUGUUACUCCUGCCUCGAUUUUUAUGAUGCUCGCGCAAUCUCGUUUCCUGGGAGGCUUCCUCCUGAUGGUGACGGCCGCCGUGCUGGUGCAUUUUCUUCGGAUAGGGAAGCUGCCUAAGAUUCCGUACUCGGCUUCCCCACACGCCGCCCUCCAAGCCACCAAGGCGCUUCUGCCGGAGGAGAAAGCGUUGCCAUGGUGGGAUGGGGGCGACUGCGGUUGCGAAGACGCCGUCCUCUGCCAUCCCAAAGAAGCUCCCAGACUCUCUUGGGAAGACGCGGGCGGCGCAUGCGGUCUGAGGGCGUGGGCGGCAGGCGAAGGGCAGAGAGUGAUUAGCUUUUCGCUGUAUGGGAACGAUGCCCAGUAUUGGAAGGCGUUUCGAAAGAACCUCGAUUCGAUGAAGACCAUGUUCCCCGGCUGGGCUGCGUGGGUGUACACUAAUCCUCGAGGCCGAGAAAAUGUCCUGUGUCCUCUUCUGCGAGACUACCCUUUCCUCUACAUCUGCGACGUCACCAACCUGCCUUCGCUCGGGGAUGUGACAUCCAUCCACAACAUGAUUUGGAGGGCGCUGCCCCUCGGCGAUGCAAAGCUCUCUGCCUUCUUCGUUCGAGAUUCCGACGCCCUCCUCCUGGAGCGAGAGGCAGAGGCAGUGAAGGAGUGGCUGUCGGAGAACAAGACCUUCCACGUGCUACGGGACCACCCUCACCACACCGCCCCCAUCAUGGGGGGGCUGUGGGGCGCGCGAUGGGACCACGUGGGGGCGCCAGCCAGACACUCGCUCGUGGCACUCAGAGACGCCAUUAUGCGGGUGGCGAGAGGGAGGUUCAGGAAAGGCGCCGACCAGCCGAUGCUGUGGGUCUGGUUGAGCUGCUCAAGCCAGGACCUCCUAGGUCGUCCCACGGGCCUCCUCCACCCAGGAUUGUUUUGCAGAGACAACCUUAUGGGCAGGGUCAUCCGCAGGGAAACGAACUGGGUACCGACAUCUUCAGCUUCUGCUGAAAGGUCAGUCCGUCUUCAUCAGCGUCGUCAUCACAAGCUUGUAUUAAAUGAACAGGUUCCCUUACCAAAAUCUUGGAUCAUAGUCUUGAUCCACAAAGCCUCUAGGCCUAAAGGCUUCGCCUCACUCCUGAAUGCACCAAUGAUUAUUUUAUAA